This is a messenger RNA of Salvelinus sp. IW2-2015, 7173 nucleotides long. RefSeq lists its product as uncharacterized. Gene Ontology annotation, molecular function: hydrolase activity, acting on ester bonds. NCBI's taxonomy places the organism in Eukaryota, Metazoa, Chordata, Actinopteri, Salmoniformes, Salmonidae. The record is from RefSeq and is a predicted model, not a curated record.
UCUGGCACACUCAGGCUAAAGUGCUCUGAAAUCGGAGUAGAUAGCCAGAGCGAAUUUACGAACGCACCCAUAGCUGGCUUCACGCGCGACUUAAUUGUGAUUGCAAAUAUUGGCCAUAAUGUUAUUUGACCUGUAGCUUUUGACACGCAAGGUGAGUCACCCACCCAAAUGGCGUUCCAUAAAUAGAACGCCCCGGCCGCGUAACGCAAUCUGUGGUUUUCUAGGUUACCCCAUUGGCUCACAGCAAAUACUUUAUUUUUGUCUGCUUGUUUUAGUAAAUUACAUUUMAACCCAAGUAAACAAUGUAUAAAGAUUACUUGUCAACAUUGCCUGCUCCCUAGUGUCCUCACUACCUAGAAAAAACAAUAGGGCUUCCCUCAUGCCCUUUUUCAUGGCGCUAGCAGUCACGUGAGUGAAUGCUAGCUAGCUACCAUCCCAACCGGAACGUAAACUAACCAAGAUCAACAACACAAAAUAGACGAUUGGGCUACAAGUAGUGAAUGGUGUUACAAACGAACUAUACCAAACAACGUAAAUGUCUUAGUUGUGAUUAAAUGUUUUCCACAAACAUAGCUACGUGUAGCGUACUUGGACACCGGGUCCCCACAUCUCCCACGCCGAAUAGACUGAAGCAACGGGGCUCUUCUCGCAGGCUCCAUUUCCCUACUUGGGAGCAUUGCGAACCGUAGGUCGGGACUCUUGACCUGAUUACAUGUUCAUUGUACAUCACAGCAAAUUUUCGGCAUGUUUUGUUAUUUCCGUACACCAAAAAAUCUGAUGGUUGGCUUUCCUUAUGCUGAAUUCCUUAUUACGUGAAUAUCGUUCCGUACUAUGGUUUGCCAUUUUCACGCUAUUCUGGAACUUUUAGGUUUUAUAUGACAUAGCACCCUCUKUUAAUUAAAUACGAUCUCAAUGGUAUAAAUCAUCUCGCUUCGCGUUGGUCGUCACUAGUUCACAAAGCCAUACACCCCGCCCAUUUCUACAAUUUACCUAAUUAAAAUCUGAUUUUAAACCAAACCUUAACCAUACUCCUAGCCUUAUGCCUAACCCAACAUUUAGACCAAAAAGCACAUUUUUGUUUUCWUAAAUGUUUACCAUAUAACCAUUUUGACUGCGUUAUCUAGUGAAAAACUUUCGCCUCUCUGAUUUGGCUCUAUCUACACCGGAUAUAUGUCAUGUCUCCACAGUCAUAAUAUCCGCAACAAGUUCGCUGAUGUCUAGUGUGAGGUWAUGAAGCAAGCUAGCUCGCUAACGUAGGAUGUUAUAGUAUAUAACCAGACGUACUUAUUAAACCACAAACUGUGAAUACGCAAUAGUGAAUACAUGUACCUUCAUAUAUAUAUAGUAUGGUAAUCUAGCCAGCAUUUGAACGUUCGCUUCCCCAUUUGAAGAGUUGUUACUGCUAACGUAAGCUUGCGAGCAGCUUUCGUUCAAUUUUUCGAAAUGGGACGAGGUGGUGGUCGGAAGCGUGGAAAAGGCAAUGGACCUCCUCKAUUUGAUAUGGGCUCAAGGGUGCCUGAUCCAUUUGACAUGGGUCCAGGUUGGUGUGGGCCACCUGGAUCUUUUUAUCCUUUUCACGGUGGCCCAGGUCCACAUCCUAACUUUAUGGGAGAUCCAAUGAUGCACGGCCCCAUGCCACCUGAUUAUCACGGAUAUGGGACAGGCUAUGGACCAAUUGGUCCAGGUGUCCCCAUGGAUGGAUAUGGACCAAUGGGUCCAGGUGUCCCCAUGGAUGGAUAUGGACCAAUGGGUCCAGGUGGCCCCAUGGAUGGAUAUGGACCAAUGGGUCCUGGUGGCCCCAUGGAUGGAUGUUUAGAUGGGCCACCGAUGGAUGGACCAGGAUUCGGGUAUGGUCCAGGUAUGCCCGGACCAUAUGAUCCGAUGAUGUGCAAUGGACCCGGACCAAUGCCCCCGGGUAUCCUGCCCCCUGGUAUUCCUCCCCUAGAUAUGCCGCCCAUGGUUCCGCCUCUGGUGGACAACCCUGUCUUUCCUUCACUCUGGCAAAGCGAGGCCAACCCUUAUGCUGUUCAUCCACCAUUGUGGCCCGUCCUGACAACAGCCUCCCCUCCGACUGAGACGACUGUAGUUCCUGAUGUGUGGGGACUCUGCUGGGGCUCUGAGGUUCUUCAGCUUGAUCCACCCCAGACUGAUGAACAGAAGACCAAAGACUCAAAGAAGGAGAAAAAAGCAGGACAGAAAAAGAGCUACAAUGACAAGCCUCCUCCACCUGGAAGAUUCAAGGGGGUCAUCUCAUUCAUAGGGCCAACUUAUGGCUUCAUCGAAAGAGACGAUCUCAAUAAAUAUUCCUUCACUUUUGAUGCUUUUCUCGGAGUCCCCAAGAACAUGAUACCUGGGGUCAGGGUGCAUUUUACAGCCUACAAGGAGAAGGCCGGGGAGUGUGCCACUGAUGUGUCUGUACCUCCAGGGGGGACUGAGGAGAUUGACUCCACCAUUAUUGAAGGUUUUGUCUGCAAUGUUAUCCUGGAGCAGCAGCCUGGUGCAAAGCCGAAACCUGGCCAAAUUGAGGCCAACAUCGACGGCAUGUCAAGAGCACUGCUUUACUCGGAGAAGGACUACACCAUCACUCUGUUGCAAGGGGACCAUGUGACGUUCAACUUGUUGACCGACAUAGUUACCCAAAAAAUUAGAGCCACUAAUAUUCGGCCACAGACACCACAGACUUUUAAGAUCACUGGAGAGAAGAGGGAGGUGGGUGUUAUAAAGAGCGUAAAGGGUGGUUCUGGUACCAUCAUGGCAGCGAACCAGAACAACCUGCCCUUUGAAACCACCGAGAACAUGAGUCUAACUGAGUUCACCAUUAUGGAUGAGGUGGACUUUACAGUUGUCACAAUCAAAAAUAAGGAGAAGGCCAUCAGAGUAAGGAAGCUGAAAGAGUGCUCAGUGACACUGGAAGAAACCAUGGAGAAGAUAGUUGAAGACCCUGCAGGAAAAGACAAGUGGAAGCCAGUGGCCCCAGUGGAGGAGGUGCUGCUCCAGAGGACUGUGGUGUUUGAGGACAUUAGCACUGUGCAGCAUGCAGGAACGGUCAUUAAGGUCUCCAAAAAGCAGCAGGAGCAGGGCCUUUUGGAGGCAUUGGUGGGUGGCACACAGAAGCAGCUAUUGUUUGGAGCAGCUGACGUUCUGACUGAAGCCACCAUGUUUGACGGAGACAAGGUUCACUUUCACAUCUCCACCAACCGUGAGACUAAGGAGGAGCGUGCCAUCAACGUGGAGAUUCUCUCAGAGACGUUUGAGGAGUCAACAGAGCAACGCAGAACCGGUGAGGUGGUGCAAGCUGGGGAUCUGUCUGGGACCAUUAAGUGCCAUCACAGCCACCAGCUGCUGUUCUUCCAUCUGACCGAGGUCAUGGAGGAGAAGAAAUUGGACAUCUCSGAGAAGGUGAAGUUCAGUGUCAUUUCGCUUGAAACCGCUGAAGGAGGCAACCAAGCGAUUAGGAUCAAACGCCUUAUCGACAGUGUUCUUACCCCUGUUCUUACCACUGUGCCCAAGCUAAGGGGCGUGGCGGCAAAAGAAAAGAAGAAGAUGACCAUCAAACUGAUGAGAGACCCAAAUGACCUCAUCAAGGGCACAGGUGUCAAAGUAGAGAACAAAGAUGAUGAUCCCACCAACGACAAACCUGCGUCGGAGAAGUCAAUCAAGAUGAAAUCGGUCAUAAAAAUUCUGCAGUCAAAACCUGCUGGCUCUGGAUCUGGUGGCAAGGACUCCGACAGCAGCCAGCGGAGAUACGGACGCAGGAGCCCCAGCCUAGACCAGUUUGGCCGGGUGAAGAAAAGYCGGAGCACGAGCAMGGAGCGCAAAGAGRYGGGUGGUAGAUGCAAGUACAGGCGCAGUCGCAGCAGGAGCCGGGYCAGGGAGAUGAACAGGAGACGAAGCCACAGUCUGGAGAGAAAAGAUUACAACCACAGGAGCGGCAGCAAAAAGAGGACUUCCUCAACAAGAAGCCGCAGCAAGGAGCGAGAUGGAACCAGUCAGAGGAGCUCCAAGAAUGGUUCAAGCUCAGUAAGUAGAUCUCCAGAUAGAAUGAACAAUGAGCUAGAAAGAAAGAAGAAGGAACUAGAGGAGCUCAAUGAGUUGAUAUACCGCAAGAGAGCCAUAGUUGCCAUGGAGAAACAUGGUGGAGUUCCCAAUUUCUUCUCAGAAGUGAAGCCUAUGGAGAAGACCUGCUUUGACUACAAUCAUGGAAUGGCAGAGCUUCCUACACAACCUAAACCACCCACUGACAUCAAACCCAAGUCCAUUCUGAAGAAACGAUCAGACCAUGUCGCAGGUCCACUUUUCUCAAUGCAGACUGAACUCCCUAAAGCUCAACCUCUUGAUCAAAGGCUUGUGGAACAAUACGGUUAUGACGUUGAGACGCCCUAUAAACCACACUCUGCCCAACCACCCUACACCCAAACAUCCAGUCAGAAGUCCUAUUAUGAACGUUCACUUGCUGGGCAUCCUGUUCCUGACUUAUCUGCCAAGUAUGAUCCAUAUGAGCAGACUUCUAGAGAGCACCCGUCGCAACCUUCUCCAGUUCGCCAAACACCUCUUGACCCUCAUUCUUCAAAUCAACCUCCCAUUCGAGAGUCUCAGGAAAAYAAKCCUAACCUGAACACCCAGCUCGCCCGUUUCCUCAACACCCUCAACAAAGGUGUGGAUGCCGGUCUGCUGUCAGCUAUGGUCAAGGAGUCUCAAGAGGAGAUUGCUGGUAUUCAGGAAGAUAGUUACAUACUUCAAAAGCCUUAUUGCGAGUUGCUUGACCGUAGGGAUGAAGAUCAGUACAGAGAUGAGCCCUGUACAGAGGAAGAGCCAGAGUGCCCACGCAGGGGCUUCAUCAGUGAGCGAGUGAAGAACUCCGACGACUAUGAUAACUCCAGAAACGAAGACUGGCUGCUGCCUCACGAGAGAGCAAUCCAGGAAGGUGGUGGCUUUCCCGGAAUUCUUGGAAUGAUGUCCCACAGCCAGCUAUUGAGAGAACCUGAACGUGUGGAAGAAGAGGACUUCCUCUAUGGGGGUAAAGCCCCUGCAGCGGCUGAGAAYGAGCACUGUGAGAAACCUGGGCGGUCAGACAGGUACAGGGAUAACAAGAGGUCCUGCUCAGCCAGAGUCCCGGUGGAGGAGACCAGGCAGCAYGAGAGUCGGGAAAAGACGCAGCACUUCGACAAGAUCAAYAGCCUGCUCCAGGUCAUCGGCUUGAAUCUGGACACCUCAGAGGUCACCAAGCUUGCAGACAGGACCCAGGAGCGCCUCUACGGGACAAAGUCAUCUAAACACUCAUCCGAAUCCUCAGAGAGAGAGACGAAGCACUCAUCUAGGCGGGGAGAUCGGCACCGCACCACCGACGACUCUGAUUCCAAAAGCUUCCGGUCAGCRUCGCCAUUCAGGUCUUCCCAGCGGGAGGUGUACCUCAGCCCCCAAGACACCUCGGAACAUGGAGGGUUCCUUGACCCGGAAGAGGAGGCGGCCUUAGAGAGGGCCAGGCAGAUGCAGAGCCUCACCAGGACUGUGAGCGUCUUGCCCCCCACKCCCUCCUCACAGCCUGGCACCUCCUAUUCCACCACACAGUGGAACUGUCCUGAGAAGACCCAGCCCAUCGCGCCUAAGAGUUGGCCUAGCAAGGGUUGUAGUACCAACUAUCUCUCAUCACUGCCACCCGGUUCCUCAGGUCCCCCUGAACAGAUUUCCCCGGUUUCAUCCAUGACAAACACGCCUGAUGUUCCAGCUGGUCAACAAGCAGCCGGGGUGUGUACUUUUACUUCACCUAUGGGACAAUCCCCUGACCUACUCACUGCCUUGCCCUCCUCCACUUAUUAUGGGCAGCCUAGUUCCCCCAUGAUACCGUUUGCAAAGACUCAGUUCACACAACAAUUUAAUAUAUUGAAUCAAGUGACUAUAUCAAAUCCUACAAGGGAUGUCUUGAGUCAAAUCCUCCAAGUCACCAACCAGUCUAGAUGCCUCAAGGUGAUUGAAACAGUCAAAAGUGUGUCUGGUGCACAGCAGGAUUCACCAAGACAAAAUAUCACCAUACCUCUCCAGAUCAAAACACAAAGCCCUGAUUCUGCAGGUGGACGGCCCUCUCCUCCCCCUCAAUCACCAGAGACUCGGGGUCCACCAGUGACAGAAGACGAUAUCAAGGCCAAACAGAAGAAAAGGCUGGAGCAGUUUAACCUGCGGAUGAGACGGAAGAAUCAGGAGAGGAAGAACGAUACUCGUGACACUAGGAUAAACACAACAGGAAAAGUUCCCAAAGUUACCUUUGCCAACACUGAGCCUAGGAAUGUGUGGAUCUGUGGACACUCGCUUAUAUAUUGGGCAGAGAUGAGGGCCAAGUCGCCUGAGAUUGGCAUGCAGUUGGGCAUGGACCCCAGCAGUGUGCGGGUGUGGUGGAAGGGCACACAGGGCAUGACGUGGGCCCAGCUGCUGCCCCAGUUAGACCAGCUGAAGAUCAAGUGGCCCAAACCGGACGUGGUCAUCCUGCACCUGGGUGGGAACGAUCUGGGUACCCAAAGCCCUGAAGCCCUUAUGUCGUCUGUGAAGAAGGACCUGACCUCCAUGAGGAGCAUUUUCCCACAAUGCCUGUUGGUCUGGUCCGACAUCUUGCCCCGGAUGUCCUGGAGGCAAACGGAGGACAGCGAAGCAGUGGACAAUGUUAGAGCCGCCAUCAACAGAAAAGCUCACGCCAUCAUCGCUGAGCUAGGUGGCACCGCUCUGACCCAUAAAAACAUCACGUGUUGCUCAGACGCAGGCCUGUACAGGCCAGACGGGGUUCAUCUGUCUGGUAAAGGUAUUGAUACUUUCAACUUGAACCUGCAGGACUUUUUGGAGAAGUGGGAGACCGAGGCAAACGAUGUUCCUGAGAUGACUUAAGAAAUGACCAAUGAAUGUUGUUUUUUAUGGGGGGGGGGGUAUUUUUCAUUUCUCUAUUGUAAUCGUUUCCUCUCUGCUGGAUACCAACCUAAGGGUUGAUUUAGAUGUAAUGUAACUUCAUUGCAAAUAAUACAUUCUGUUAUUGGUGUAUCCACUUUGAUUAAAUGCUGUAUGUAAUCUUACUUUAUAAAGUUUUAGCAUACUGGUGAUUAGCAUGUUCUGUUUAUCCACAAAGUUCCAGGCUUUUACUUAUUGUAUACAUUUUGUUGGGCAAAAAAUAAAUAAAACUAGACAAUUGGGAAA